This is a messenger RNA of Cuscuta campestris, 2109 nucleotides long. Lineage: Eukaryota; Viridiplantae; Streptophyta; Magnoliopsida; Solanales; Convolvulaceae. The record is from the annotation of a GenBank genome assembly.
CAACUGCCCACUCAGCCCACUCAAAUCUUUCAUCGUCUUCUUCACGAGAAUCUUCUGAUAAAAUUCUCAAGAACCCUAAUUUCUUCAGAUCUUCUCAAAUUUCCGAGAAAAUGAAGAUUGUUGGCGCUAAUAUCCAUUUCCAGAAGUUGGAAGCCAAGUGCUCCUCAUCAAUGUUCUAUCAAUCCUAUCUGGAGAUGAUUGCUGCUCAAGAGCUCUCCGAAUUUCUUCAUAUGGAGAUUCGAUUCAAGUAUGAGAACGAAGUUCUUGAAUUCUAUAAAAAUGGAAAGGUCAAGACUGUCAAAUCGAAGAAAGACCCACAAAGGACGAUUCAACUCAUCAAUUCCACUGUUGGAGGGACAAAAGUGAAGCUUUCGCAGAAGAAAUUGGGAGAAAAGCUUCACCUUCCCAACUCUGGAGUUGAAAUUGAGAGACUUCCAGCCAAAAAUCUGGAUUGGAGCGUUAUUGGAAUUUCUGGGCAAAAUCUAUCUGGCCCAGCGAAGAAAGCUCAUCUGAUUAUCGCAUGCCUCGAAUGUGGAAGUGGAGGACAUGCUGAUGACAUCACCCAAGAGAGGGCCUUCAUCAUCAAUGCCCUCAUUACCAAGUCUAAGCUAGAUGUUGACUGGGUAUGGCAAAGGAAUUAUGAAGAUUUGCAUCUGGAACACUUGGUCACCUCACCAAUUUCAGAGUUUGAAGUGGAUGAUGAGGAUCCUGCAGUAUACAAACCAGUCCUCUCAAAACCCACAGAAGAUCAGAACCAGGAAGGAUCAAAUGUAGAAUUCCAGCAACUUCUCCAUUCUGAAGCUUUAGAAAUUCUCACAAACCCUUGUGAAAUCACCAACCCCACUGAAGCAGAGAUCCCAGAGGAGUCAACAGAAAAUCUGGAGAUGUCCAAAACCCCAGAAACAAAUGAAGCUCAAGAAGAGCAAGCUGUAGAAACCCAGAGAAGUUCUGCAGAAGCUGAGAAGGAAACUCAAAUGGCAGAACUGGAGGCCUCCAAAUCUCCAGUAACCAACUUCCAUUUUCAUAGCUCUUCCAUUCCUACUCUUCUGGAUGAGGUACUGGAAAUCUGGACAAAGAAGGUCCAAGGGCUGAUUGACUCAGCCCUAGCAUCUCAACAUGCCUCCUUUAGGCAAGAGAUAGAGCAGAUGGAAGCCAGGCAAAACAAACUGAUUGAGAAAUCCGAAGAAACACAUUGCUCCAAUCUCAAGGAGAUAAGCAAAUCAGUGGAUAAGACUCUAGAGAUCUUAUCUCUAUUGAGUAACACUGUGAGCAACACGAUGGAGACAUAUGCAUCUGAUAAUUAUCUUCAACUCAAAGAUGCUAACAAUAUCAAAGAGCAAGUAGCAAAUGUCACAAUCAGUCUACAAAAACAAAUGUCCAUUCUCCAAAUGGACAUCAGAGCAGCUCUGGCAGUGUCUUCAGCAAAUCAAGUAGUAACCAAAGACUACUUGAAAGUAAUCAUUGACAAUCAGAAGGAAGCACACAAAGUAUUCAGACUUCUUACCACAAAUUCUAGAAAUCGCAAGAUGGAUGUGGUUCUUCAACAACACAGUCCAUCCUUGAUUCCAGAGCUCCCCAUUGCAGUCAAAGAAGGAGAAGUCUCUUACAUUCCUACGCAUCUAAACUUGACUGAUCUAGUCCUUGAAGCUCAGAGAAACAAUCCGGAAAACUCAACACAGCGCUUAUCCAGCUCCGGAUUGGAUGGAACAGAGGCUGUAGGAACAAUUGAUGCUCACUUCUCAAAUGAAAAUCAAACAGAGGAGAGACGAAACAACAUAAGGCUCAUCAAGGAACUAUGUGGAAGCAUGCAAGGCAUCAGGGAGAUUGCCGAAUCUUCAAAGCGCAAGAAGCACUGAAGGUUUUCUUCAUCAAAUCAGGAGGAAAGUAUGUGAAAACAUUAAUUUGCUUUGAUGAAAACACCUUCUUGUUUAAACAUUGCUCUAUUGGUUUAAACAUUGCCCUAAUAUUUCUCUUAAUUGUGCUCACUAUGCUUGAUUAUACCUAAUUCAAGUAUGUUUUUGAUAUUUAUUUUAGCGCAUACAUUCAGGGGGAACUUAACUAGUUUUUGGCUAACAAAAUAUUUUUUGGCAAUGAAAUAUUGAUAAACUC